CGUUUAUCGUGUUAAAGGUUACGGGUCACGAAAAGGUCGUGUUUUGAUUUCGUAGAAGAAUUAUGGCCGCACUUAGCACUAGUUGGAUAAGGUAUAGGAAUUUUCCUCGACUCGCGUCUCAGUUUUACCGCGUCCUGAAGAAUGCUGGGCCGCAGAUGUCGGCCACGUCGGUGCGGCGACUACACCAGAGUCCACGCUCAUGGGUCGUGGAGAAGGGUGCGUGGGGCAAGGCUCGUCUGUCAGAGACUCACCACCUGAAUCACCAACUGACAGAACUGGACAAGGCAGAUGCUCUGAUGCUACGGAAAUCUCAUGAAACAGGUUUCCUCUCCUGGUUCCGGAAUGGUCUGUUGGCCACAGGAAUUGGCGUCAUCGCUUUUGUGCAGAGUGAUGUGGGACGUGAGGCUGCCUAUGCCUUCUUCAUCCUGGGUGGCGUGUGUGUGUCCUUCGGCGGCGCGUCCUACGUGGGCAGCCUGCUGACGCUGCGGCGCUUCAUGCUGCUGUCGCUGCCCGCGGCUCUCCUGCAGACGGCCGUGGUGUCCAGCGCUGCGCUCUUCUGGCUCUGUGCCGUCUCCCUGUACGUGGGCCGCCUGGAGGUGGAGAUCAUCCAUGAGGACGACGACGACGACGACCACGACCACAGAGGAGGCAGGAGAAGAGACGAGGAGGACGAGGGGGAGAGGGGGGAGUGCGCCGACUGCAAGGCCCGCCGCGAUAGACGUCAAGACAAGUGAAGAGAGAGAAGAGAGAAGAGAGAGAGAGAGAGAGAGAGAGAGAGAGAGGGGAUUAGUAGAGGAGGGGGCAGGGGGCCUUGCUUAGUGAGUGGUCCUCUAAUGUGAGAGGGGAAGAGUUUAUAGUGUGUGUGUGUGUGUGUGUGUGUGUGUGUGUGUGUGUGUGUGUGUGUGUGUGUACGUGCAUUUGAGCAGGACAGAGAGUGAGUAAAAUUGUGUGCUUGUCGA
Molecule: messenger RNA, 959 nt
Organism: Alosa alosa (allis shad)
Lineage: Eukaryota; Metazoa; Chordata; Actinopteri; Clupeiformes; Clupeidae
Gene: tmem160
Product: transmembrane protein 160
Exons: 4
Coding region: 63-734 (223 amino acids)
Source: RefSeq, a predicted model, not a curated record